AUGCAAAACGUCGGCCAUGGCCUUCUCUCGCCGUUCCUUCCAGAAUUACCCCCUUCGAGUUCCUUCCGACAGUGCACAUACCUAGGCAUAACCAUUGACGCAGGGCUAUCGUGGUCGCCACAUGUCAGGGUCCUGUCUUCCAAAGCCAACAGCCUUGCAAAUGUGCUGCGCCGCAUCUCCGGCGCCUCCUGGGGGCCGUCGUACGCUGACCUCCGCCAUGUGCACAACUCGCUCACGCUGGGCGCUCUCCGCUACAGCCUCCCGGUCCUGCACGGUCUUGGCCGUACCGGAGAGAGGGAACUCUUAAACAUCCAGGCCCGUAGCCUCCGUAUCUGUCUCGGCGUCCCAAGGACGUCCGAAACCUUCUCGGUCCUUGCAGAGGCGGGAGAACCCCCGGCCCCCAUCCUCCGCGACAAGGAGACCCUCCGAACCUACGCGCGCUUCAUCACACGGCACCCCCUGCAUCAUCUGCGAACGAUACCGCAGAAGUACCCGGACUCUGCGUUCGGCGACGCCAUUCGCAGACUCAACGGGCGCCUUCCGCCUGCACCGGCGGGGUCGUUCGCACCCCCUAUGUGGACCUUCGACCGACCCACAACGAUAACACGCAUCCCCGGCCUCCCUCGCAAGCAUGACACACCCACGGGGGUCGCGCGGCAGCGUGCGUUGGAGCACAUUUACUCGCUUCAUGACCAGCGAGUACCCAUAUACACCGAUGGCUCGGUGAUACCAAGCGGGUCGGCAGCAGCCUUCUACGUGCCUCACGCCCACUGCAGCCAUGGGUUUAAACUGCCGUACGAGACUUCAUCCACCGAAACCGAAAUGAUCGCCAUUUAUGAAGCCCUGAAGUUCAUCUCGGCAUCCGUUCCCGCACCAUGGACCAUCUUCACAGACAGCAAGGCUGCGCUAGAAGUGCUGUCAUCAUUCUCGAUCCCCCUUGUUCAGGACAUUGGCGCGCUCAUCGUUCAGUGCCUCAGCCGUCUCGCCCGCGCGGGCCACAGCGUUUGGCUUCAGUGGGUCCCCGGUCACACAGGCCUCCCCGGCAACACAUCCGCCGACGCCGCUGCGAAGCAGGCCCACACCUCUGCACCAUUGUUAUCGGUCCCGCUAUCACCCUCGUCAUGCCGACUCCACAUACGCCGCAUGUGCGCCCAGCACACUCGCCUCUUCACUGAGAGUGCCGUCCCAGCCCGCACUUUCCUUCAUUCCAUCGAUCCCAAGAUGGAGCUCACCAUCCCACUGAGCCUCACUCGAAGGGAGAGCUCACUCCUUCACCGCUUACGACUCAACGUCGCUAAGACCCCAUCGCGCCAGUUCCUCAUGGGCAACAUAGGUUCUCCACUAUGCACGAAAUGUGGUGUGGUGGCGGACACUACCCACCUCCUCCUGCACUGCCGCCUUUACUCAUCAGCCAGAGCCGCACUUGAGCAACAGCUCACACACCUCGGCCUGCACCUCACGCUGCGGACCUUAUUCGGCACCGUCCAGUGGCACCGCCCGACAGUGCGAAGUCACCAGACUGCUCCUCCGGUACCUCGCUGCAACCGACCUACUGGUCGCCCUGUGAACCGGACUAUGCCCGCCUGGGUACUCUCUUUCUGA
Molecule: messenger RNA, 1602 nt
Organism: Ornithodoros turicata
Lineage: Eukaryota; Metazoa; Arthropoda; Arachnida; Ixodida; Argasidae
Exons: 1
Coding region: 1-1602 (533 amino acids)
Molecular function (GO): RNA-DNA hybrid ribonuclease activity; nucleic acid binding
Source: RefSeq, a predicted model, not a curated record